AUGUACGAAGUUAUGUGGGAUACGGCGCGAUUCAACGAUCCGGAUCUCUGGCCUGAAGAUGGUUCUCAGCCAUUUGUCUGGAGUACUGGUGAUGCGAAUGGGUAUUCACAACACGGCGACUAUGUGUUCGGUUGGAAAGAUGACAGUCUUCAGCGUGCACUAGAUGCUCGCUGUGCGAAUGCGGUAUGCGGUCAGCUGAAGACCCAAACCUCCGAAGAAGCUAUGAAAUGCACGCUACGUCAAACUGCUGUAGAAGACGUAGACGGAUGGCUAACCGAGAUCCCCGGCAAUCCCAUAAUGCAAUAA
Molecule: messenger RNA, 306 nt
Organism: Phaeoacremonium minimum UCRPA7
Lineage: Eukaryota; Fungi; Ascomycota; Sordariomycetes; Togniniales; Togniniaceae
Exons: 4
Coding region: 1-306 (101 amino acids)
Source: RefSeq, a predicted model, not a curated record